Hirsutella rhossiliensis is the source of this 807-nucleotide messenger RNA. Its product is annotated as reverse transcriptase (RNA-dependent DNA polymerase) domain-containing protein. Bases 1 to 807 code for a protein of 268 amino acids. NCBI's taxonomy places the organism in Eukaryota, Fungi, Ascomycota, Sordariomycetes, Hypocreales, Ophiocordycipitaceae. The record is from RefSeq and is a predicted model, not a curated record. The transcript has 2 exons.
AUGGUCUUCGAGUCUCCACUGCUUUGGUACAAUGAGAUCUCCCAGGCGCUCAAGGAGGCAGGGAUUGACCGUACGGAUGAAGAACCUUGCGUAUUCACCAACGGCAAAAUCCUGGCUCUUGUCUAUGUCGACGACAUCUUGAUUCUCAACCCACGGCAAGAGAAGAAGGCUGUAAACGACCUUGUACAACAUCUCCAAUCCAAAUACGAUUUGCGCGAGGAAGAGUUCAAGUGGUAUCUUGGCAUCAGAGCUGUAAGGGAUCGACCAAACAGGAAGGUCUACCUCUGCCAAGACGAGUACAUCGAGAAAAUUGCGCGAAAGUUCAAGCUCAGCGACUUGAAACUCCGAGUACCAUCAAUCCCCAUCGCGACGAUCCCGCUCGUCAAGUACAACGGGCAGGCUACCAAGGAAGAGAUAAAGGCGUAUCAGGAACGAGUUGGAUCCUUGAUGUACAUCGCGGUCAUGACCAGACCCGAUAUAGCACGAGCAGCAGCCCAGCUCGCGAGGUUCCUGACAAACCCAUCGCCUGAACACCUUGAAGCCGCAAACCAAUGCAUCCGUUACCUCUAUUCAACGAGAUUCUUGGCGAUCGUCGACGCGUCAUUUGGAGAUGAUGUCGAGACCCGUCGUUCAUCGCAGGGAUAUGUGAUGAUGUUGUUCAACGGACCGGUCAUAUGGAAAGCUGGGCUCCAGGACACAGUCACGACUUCGACCACCGAAGCAGAAAUUCUCAGCCUAGAGAACAACCAAGGAGAGCUACGCCCUGGACCGACUAUUACGGAUAUCUCUCUUGAUCUCGGCCCCUGA